ACCCAAACCCUUAAAACAUCAAUAUUAGAGAGGCAUAAACUUACAAGAGUAGACUAACCCUGCCCAAUAAACCAAGCCACGGCGAUCAAUCAUAGCAGGUUGUUUCUACCAAUGGAAGAUGCAAGCAAUUCAACUGCAAACAUUGUGAAGAUUGCGAGGAUGGUUGUGAAGUUUCAUCCGCUUUUGACAGUAACGAAUCUUAUCUUCAAGAUGAUACUAGUGCAGGAUUGGAUAUGCAAAACUCUCAAGGUGUAUUGGCAAUCCACAAUGAGAGCUCUGCGGGAUCCCGUUGCUGAGAAGAUGAAGAAACUAUCUGAAGCUCUCAAGAUGCAUCUCGCCAAAGAAGCGACGAUGGGUCAACCAAUGGCCAAACUGAUCGGCAAGCAUGCCUUGUUCUCCGCAACAUUUCUACUACUAGAUACAAAGUUAUGUUCAAAAUAUGAUAGAAGAGGGAUUAUAAUGCAGUUCUUGUUGUUUAUUUUUCUCGACCUGCUAACAUAUCCAAAGCGUUGGAGUCAGCUCGGGAUCUUUCGUGGAUGGUGGGGUUGCACAGCAAAUUCAAUAUCAAACUUCAUCUGCUUCAUUCUAGCACUUUUUUUUGGAAAUUUCUAUGAGAAUUCCUUAAGAAGCCUGAGCGUUGCGUUCUGCAUUACACUUGGUUUCCUCUGUCUACUAAUUGUAUUACGUUUGCAGACCGACCUCGGGUUCUUCGGCUUCAUCAUGGGAGUCAUUGGAUCAGUUACUUACAACUGCUUUGGCCUCAAGUUUCCUACUUGGGUAAUUUCCUGCAUCUGCUUUGUGUUGUUUAGUUUCAAAAACUGGUUAGAUAAGAACUGGCUGGAGUUGGAAGAAGAUGAUCAUAAGCUACUGCUAUCAUCUACAAAUACGCUAGGAAGUACCGGUAUUACUUUGACUUUGCCAGCUGCCUCGGUUCUAUGCGUUUUUUGGAGCAUCUUCUUGUGGGCUGUUCGCCAACAACGGCUCCUGCCUGAAUAUAAAGAUUGGUUAAUCAUGGUAAUCUCUCUUGUGAUUUGGUGGGUACGUUUCUUUAUCUUCUUUCUCAAAAAUCAGUCACUGCAGUCCCCUACAAAUAUAAAAGAAAGCAUCGGCAUGAUUUCCACCUUGCCAACGGCCACCUUAUACUCUUCAUACAGCAUCUUCAUGACGGCUAACGGCAAACCGCGUCUGUCCAACGACUAUAAAGACUGGAUGGGUUUGCUGACAUCUUUUUUGCUUUGGUGGGUGCGGUUCCGUAGGUUCUUCCCCAAAGCCUCUACAAAUAGGAGAGGAAGGAUAAUCAGCAAGAUUUUGAAGGUUUUAAAGGUGCCAUUGUAUGCUCCAUACGGUUUAUCAAAGACAGCUGAUGGCAAACUCUGCGUGACUGGAUAUAAAGACUGGUCAAGUACGCUCCUUGACGUUGCAUUAUCUCCAAUUCCUCAGCAUCUCCUUGACUUACCAGUGGCUGCUAUCAUCAACAAUUCAGAAUGGGAUUUAGAGCAAUUGAUAGGACUUCUCCCAGACCACAUACUUCAAACUAUUGCAGCUAUCCCUCUACUUAUUGCAGGCCAUCUUGAAGACUCUAUCUACUGGUAUAAUUCAUCCCAAGGUGACUUUUCAGUAAAAUCUGCCGUCCAACUCCUCCAGCAAUCAUGCUUACCUAACAUCCCUGAAGUAGGAGAAUGGGCAUGGAUAUGGCAAUUAUGUUGCCCAGAACAAGUUAAGCUUUUUGUGUGGUUAUUGAACAAGGAAAGAAUUCUUACGAACUCAGUCCGUUUUGAUAGACAUAUGGCUCCUACUCCAGUCUGCCCUCGCUGCGAGCAGUCACCUGAAACCCCAUUGCAUCUCCUACGAGAUUGCUACUACUCACGGCUUGUUUGGGAUGCUACUAACUCUCUACUUGGAGAUUUCUUCCAGCUUGAUUUUGUCCCUUGGUUGAGGAAAAAUUCUUCUAAAUCAAGAAUGGGACCUUGUGCUUCUGAUUCAUGGUCGAGUAUUUUCCUUGCGACCAUCUGGUAUUUAUGGAAAAGUAGGAACAAACUGAUAUUUGAGGAGCAAAGGGUCUCACCAUUAGCUAUCGUCCAGCAAGCUAGCAAAUUAGCAUGGGAAAUCAAACUGGCAUUUGCGGCACAGGCAACCCUCAUCUCAAAAGCCCCUAGAUGGAUCAGUUGGAGCCCCCUUCCCCAAAACUUCUUUAAACUUAAUACCGAUGGAUCACAUGACCAUAGCUUGGGCAAGGCAAUUGCAGGAGGGCUUCUUCGCGAUCACCAUGGGCACUGGUAUCAUGGUUUUGCCACAAAUGUGGGUAUCACUACAAGCUUCUUGGCUGAGUUAUGGGGAUGUAGAGAAGGCCUUAAGCUUGCUAUUUCCCUUGGGGUGCAGCAACUAAUUUUGGAAAUGGAUUCCUUACUAGCAGUUCAACAAAUCCAAUCCUGGAAGGUGUCUGCAGGUGCAGCGUCAGUUCUUCUCAAUGAUAUCUGCUUGCUACUUGACUCCUUUAGCUCUUGCUUGGUGCAGCACACUCUAAGGGAAGGUAACUAUGCUGCUAAUUUUAUGGCGUCUAUUGGGCAUACAGUCGAUUUGGGUACAACCCUCUUUCCAACACCCCCAAUGGGUAUUAGCACGAUCCUGCAAAGUGAUUGUACUGGGGCCAUGUCCCUUAGAUAUUAAGCUUCAAUAGCCUCUUAUGUACCAAAAAAAAAAAUCAUGGCAUGCCAUUAAGGCAAUAAAUUCUUUUUAUAUUAGGUGGUCGUACAUAAUAUUAUAUGUACUUUUUUUGUUAUAUUUUUUAAAUAAGUUUGCAACUAAGGUGAAAUUUAUGCAAGAGAGGGGUUGAUUUGCAAGGUGGGGAUGUUGGUUGUGGAGUAUGUAAUGAGGAUGUGGAGUAGCUUUAUCAUAUUUUUUGUGAGUGCAAAGGGUUAUGGUUAGUGUGGAUGAAGGUUUUGAGGUGAUGGGGUUUGUAAAGUGUACUGCCUAAUGAUAUAUUUGGGUUGGCGAAGUCUAUAGUACAGGGCAUUGGUGGGGGAAGUAUGAAGGAUUUAGGAGCUUUUUUUUUUUUUUGGUUGUGGUUUGGUUUAUUUGGCAUUGGAGGAAUAUAAAGGUGUUUGGAACAGCUUUGAUAUUUGAGGAGUUGUUGUUGGAAUCUAUUCAAAUUAAAUCUUUUUGUUGGCUAAAAAAUAAAAAGAUUAGUUGUGUGUUCUUUUAUCAAGAUUGGAUUUCAAAGCCUAUGAAUUAUAAUGCGACCAUUGUGUAAUAUGUAAAAAUUUGAAAUGUUACAAGGUGCUGAAAGAGGCAUAGGAUGCUUUCAUUCCAUUUAGUUUUCUGGUCUAUUUUGAGCUAUAUUGUAUUGAUUUAAUUAUGUAAGUAAUGUCUGAUUUGGAACUUUAGUUUCUAGGAUUGUUUUUUCUUUGGGAGUAGUCCUUAUACUCCUUAAUAAUUAAUUCUCAUUUUA
Rubroshorea leprosula is the source of this 3448-nucleotide messenger RNA. NCBI's taxonomy places the organism in Eukaryota, Viridiplantae, Streptophyta, Magnoliopsida, Malvales, Dipterocarpaceae. The record is from the annotation of a GenBank genome assembly.